CUGUCACAGCUGCAGCCAGGGGAGGAUGUGUGUUUGAGGGUGUGCCUCGCGACUCUCUCCCAUCACAAGCUGGUGUAACGUGGUCGCUGGGUUGAGUUCCUUGUUUUGCACAUUUGGACGAAUGGCUCCUUUGCAGUAGAGCCAUAUAAACAUGGUGGACAUGUACUCCAGGGUUUGGUCGAGUCACCAGGCCAAGCAGGGCCUGACCCUGCCGGUGGGUCCUCAGGUGGAGAAUGAAAGCCUCCGCUCAGCCGUCUACGUCAACGUAGCACAGCUUCGCCAGAGCAUCUCUGAGUCCCCACCCUCGGCUCCCUCGUCCUACUCCCCUUCCUACCUUGACCCGGAGGGGUGGGAGGUGCACGUUGACCAGGAGAGUGGACAGGAGUACUACUACCACCCGUCCACGGGGCAAACCACCUGGGACAAUCCCUUUCUAGACUCGCCCACGGACCCCGAGCGUCUCCCUGCCCAGGACCCUUGCUACCCCUCGCCUCCUCAGUCCCCGGCCCUCUCUCCGUCCACCUCCUCCCCCCCCGCGUGGACCUCAGAGUGGGAGCAGUUGGUGGAUGAGACCAGUGGUCGCCCCUACUUCUACAACGCCAUGUCCGGGGAGACGUCCUGGGAGCCUCCGGAGCUGCUGAGCCCGUACCCGCCGCUGAUGGAGCCCAUGAGCGUGCACAGGUUCCACGAGGAGGGGCCGCCUCCUCUGCCUGCGGAGGACUACCCCCCCGAGGAUUACCCAUCAGCUGCUGAACAAACAGAGCCGUACGAGGAGCUCCUGGCCACGGGACCUCCCACCCUCCCUAAAGAGUACACCCUCAGCCACGUGAGCCGGACCAUCAUCCCCAGGGCCACCCUGGACCGCAGCACCCCGAGUGGCUGGAGCCUCAACGUGGAACCCAACGGGACCUGGGUGUUCACCAGUGACCUGUCUCCUGAUCAGUGGAUCAAGUCUGUGGACGAGCGAGGGCAGACCUACUACUACCUGAGAGACGGCUCCAGGUCUCAGUGGAACCUGCCUGAGGCCCCUGUAGCUCCGGGUCACUCUCGGCUGGAGAACGGCGUCGAGCAGGAAAACGUGUCGAUCAUUAAAAACUGGAGACACACCAUGGGACCUGCUCAGCUCAGCUCAGCUCAGGAUGAAGUGAGAUUCGUGCCGACUCACAGGAGGAACACGUCCGACUACAGCAGCGACAGCUCCAGCACAGGGAACUCUCCAGAGACGCAGCAUAACGUGCAGAACUUAGAAAAAGCCGGAAUUCUCAACAAAACAAAAGUGUCUGAGAACGGCAAGAAAGUCAGGAAAAACUGGGGCCAGACAUGGACGGUUCUCCACGGAGGAGUGCUGACGUUCCACAAAGACCCAAAGUCUGCAGUGACAGGGGCCUCGAGCAAGACCAAUCAGAUUGUCCCGGAGGUCACGGUGGACCUGCGAGGAGCCACGAUUGGCUGGGCCUCCAAGGACAAGUCCAGCAAAAAGAAUGUUUUAGAGUUAAAAGGUAAGAACGGAGUGGAGUUCCUGAUACAGUACGACACAGAAAGCAUCAUCAGCGACUGGCACAAAGUCUUAAUGGACACCAUUCGACAACUGGAGUACCAGGACCAUCACUCAGAGGAGGAGGACGAUAAUUUAUACGACAAGAUCACGGAGCGAGAAGACAAGCCGAGCAACGUUGCCUUGGACAAGCGAAGACCCUCGAAGCCGAGUGUCACGCACUCAUCCAGCUCUGCAGGAGAGUCCGACCAGAAGAGGGUUCGAACCAAGCUGAUGAAGUUCCUCUUGAAACGUCCCACGCUGCAAUCUGUCAAGGAGAAGGGAUACAUCCGAGACAAUGUGUUUGGUUGCCACCUAUCCACACUCUGUGCACAGGAGAGAACCACAGUUCCCGGUUUUGUGGAGAGAUGUAUCAAAGCAGUGGAGAAGAGAGGUUUAGAAAUUGACGGACUCUACAGAGUGAGCGGGAACCUUGCUGUCAUCCAGAAACUGCGCUUCAAGGCGGAUCACGAGGAGCUGGACCUGGAGGACGGACAGUGGGAGGACGUCCACGUCAUCACCGGAGCGCUCAAGCUGUUUUUCCGAGAGCUUCCCGAGCCGCUUUUCCCCUUCAGCCACUUUGAAAACUUCAUCACCGCCAUCAGAAUUCCUGAUCAUAACGCAAAAGUGUCUUGCAUGCGUGAUCUGGUCAAAACCCUUCCCCUUCCAAACCACGACACCAUGGAGAUGCUUUUUGGUCAUUUACGCAGGGUCAUUCAGUGCUGGGAGGAGAAUCGCAUGAGUGUGCAGAACGUCGCCAUCGUGUUCGGUCCAACGCUGCUCCGGCCAGAGAUGGAGGCGUCCAACAUCGCGAUACACAUGGUGUUUCAGAACCAGAUCGUGGAGUUUGUUCUGAACGAAUACGAGCGUAUCUUCCACUCCAGCUAAAGCAGUCACACGCCUCUGGUGCAGUACGGGGGCGAAUGUCUAAAUGUGCUCACGUGGUUUGAAGUGCACGUAAACAGCUUCGGUGCAAAACUCAUCUUUUAACAUAAGUGAAAGGGCUCCUGAAGCUUUCUCUGUUCAGAAUAUGAAGAUAACACCGUAAAAACUAGUAAAGGGACUUUCAAAUAGUCUUUGCUGAGAAUAUAUGAAGCAUGUGUAACCAGAUUUACUCCAUAGGAGGCUCACACAGUUAGAACUACGUUUGGCAGUAUUGGAGGAAAUUGACCUGCACAGGUGUCGGUGUGGAUCAGUUUCCCAUCUCAGAUUAUUGAGCCUGUCUGUUGGGUGGGAGAAGGACCGUGUCACAUCUGUGAGAGUGAAACAAAUCACAUUCUGGAGAAUUUAAUCGUUUAUUUUAUUUUUUUGUUAGUUUGUUUUAUUUUUCUAAUUCACAGCUGAAUUAGGAACCAAGUCACAGCUGGACAGAUGCAUCAAUUCUCUCUGUAAGAAACUGUCACUGAUUGCUUCCAUCUUUAUUCUAGUAUAAUGACUUUUAAAUAUUGUUUUGGAUUUGAUAUUAAAGUAUAUCACAUAUUGCAAUAACUGAGAUUAUAAUCCAAUACUGCAUUUUUUUUCUUUUUUGUUUUGACCCAUGAAUAUGUUUUAUUGUAAUAUAGAAAUGUAUAAAAAAUAAAUAUUAAUAAUGUGAACUAGAUGGUGACAUAGAAUACUUCCACUGAACUGUAAAAUAAGUUUUUUGGAUCAUGCUGUUCUUGAAGAAACUGUACAAUAACAUAGAAAUAUAAAUAAGUAAGACAUAUUUUUGACAGUCGGUGGUCAAAUCUGACCAUGAACAAGUUCACUGGAUAUUAGCAGAGAUUUAUGUCUUGUAAAUAGAACUAGAAAUAAUGUUUAUGCUGAGAGGUGUUGGAAAUGCACAAGCUAUUGAAUAAUAA
Limanda limanda (common dab) is the source of this 3375-nucleotide messenger RNA. It is a transcript of the gene arhgap27, whose product is annotated as Rho GTPase activating protein 27. Gene Ontology annotation, biological process: signal transduction; regulation of GTPase activity. The record is from RefSeq and is a predicted model, not a curated record. Gene Ontology annotation, molecular function: protein binding. NCBI's taxonomy places the organism in Eukaryota, Metazoa, Chordata, Actinopteri, Pleuronectiformes, Pleuronectidae. The coding region runs from base 152 to 2422 and encodes 756 amino acids. The transcript has 17 exons. Gene Ontology annotation, cellular component: cytoplasm.